Molecule: messenger RNA, 1456 nt
Organism: Ochlerotatus camptorhynchus
Lineage: Eukaryota; Metazoa; Arthropoda; Insecta; Diptera; Culicidae
Gene: Mipp2
Product: Multiple inositol polyphosphate phosphatase 2
Exons: 2
Coding region: 67-1371 (434 amino acids)
Molecular function (GO): acid phosphatase activity; inositol phosphate phosphatase activity
Source: RefSeq, a predicted model, not a curated record
AUCGUAUAAUACUAAAUUCUAUACAGAAAUCCUUUGUCAGUAAUCCCUGGUUAGUGCAAUGUUAAAAUGCUGCUACGGUUGCUGCUGAUUGUGUGCUCUGUUCCGGCAGCGGUGGUUUUUGGCCAAGCCUGUGCGGAGAAACCAUGGGAAGCGAUUCACCGGAGGCUGGCUACCAAAACUCCCUACCGUCAUGUGUUCCGUGAUGUGGGAUACAAUCCAACCGGUAUCGAUGGCUGCCGUGUCCGAAGGACGUGGGGUUUGUUCCGGCAUGGAACGCGAAAUCCAUCCCAGAAGGUGAUCGAAAGGAUGAAUACGGAUUUGGUGGGCAUUCGUGACGACAUCCUGCAGCACGGGAAGUUAUGCAAGAAGGAAUUGCAGAUGUUUGAGCGAUGGAAACCGCGGUUGAGCGUGGAUCAGGAGAAGAUUCUGGUCGAAGAGGGAGCAGAUGAGAUGCAGCAGUUGGGCAGGAGAUUCCGAUCGCGGUAUGGAGAAGCACUACCGAAGGAUUAUCGAAGAGAGGACUUCUAUUUUAAAUUUACAAAGACGGAGCGGGCUGAGAACAGCGCGAGGAAUUUCAGUUUGGGGUUGUUUGGAAGGACGGUGGAUGUGGAGUAUCCGACUCCGCUGUCCCGGGAUCCGGUGUUGAGGUUUUAUAAGCUUUGCGAUAGGUGGAGAAGCGAGAUUAAACGCAAUCCGGAUGCGGUACGAGAGGUGGAUCUGUUCUACAACAGUAAACCGAUGAAGGAAGUCAUUGGGAGAAUCUCGAAGAAAGUGGGCACCUAUUUGGAUGCAGAGAGCAUUCAUUUGAUGUAUCAGACGUGUGCUUUUGAGACGGCAUGGAGCAAAAAGCAUACCUCACCGUGGUGUUCGCUGUUCGAUAAAUCAUCUGUAAAGGUGUUGGAGUUUGGAGAGGAUUUGGAGUACUACUGGAUCGAUGGAUACGGGUACGAGCUGACGUACGAACAGGCUUGCAAUGCUUUUGGUGAUUUGUUGAAGCGUUUCGACGGGGACCUGGAACCGUAUACGUUCUAUUUUACCCAUUCCGGAACUUUGCUCAAGGCAAUGGCCUUCCUCGGAUUGUAUCGUGAUGAGCACCCUCUGACGCACAGGGAUUUCGAGAGAAAACGACAGUGGAGGGUUAGCGAAAUCGAUGCAUUUGCUUCGAAUCUGGUUUUUACACAGCUGGAGUGCACCAACGGAACCCACGUGAUGCUGACACAUCAGGAACGGGUGGUGCAGAUUCCCGGUUGCUCCAGCGGUCAAACGCUUUGCGAUUAUGACAGCUUUAAGCGAUUGUUCGACGAACGGGUAGGGAAUUGUGCUUUCGAGACGAUGUGCUCACUAAAUGUGCCUAAAAAUGACGAGUUGUAAAACUGGUGACAGUUUUAGGCUUACUUUUAACGACGGGCCCGUGGGCCGAUUAAACGAAACUGUAGCUGCUUUUUCUGCUGGGAUA